Messenger RNA from Brassica oleracea var. oleracea, 757 nucleotides. RefSeq lists its product as uncharacterized. The record is from RefSeq and is a predicted model, not a curated record. The transcript has 3 exons. The coding region runs from base 1 to 435 and encodes 144 amino acids. NCBI's taxonomy places the organism in Eukaryota, Viridiplantae, Streptophyta, Magnoliopsida, Brassicales, Brassicaceae.
AUGUACUUCUUUGCAACUCCUAUUCUUAAGUACUUGGGCCAGCCUGGCGAUAUAGGCAAACACACCGGUACCACAGUUGCUUGGGUCAUCCCUAUCCGUUUCGCAUUUGCCUUCGUUUUUCCUCUCAACCACUCAUUGCCAGCUCAGGAACAUGGUGAUUGUAAUAACAUCUGGAGUGGCACUUAUAGUUCACAUAUUUGUGUUGGCUUUUUGUGUUCGUUCUCAAACUUGGAGUCAUUGGGACUAUGGCUACUGUUAACGGGGCAUGGUGGUUCAAUGCACGCAUCUUAUUUACUAACACCACUUGUGGUGGUUGUCCGCUCACUUGGACCAGUUUCUCCAUCGAAGCUUUCACAGGACUUUGGGAAUUCGCAUGUCGAUACAUGGACUGGAGCUGAUGAUUCCAAUUGCUUUACUGCCCGGGACCGGGGAUAGCCAUUCUUUCGUAUCAUGACAACCUCGAGCAUGAAAUAUAACACCCUCCGUUAUCGUUUAAAUCCCGAUCACCUUGCCGGCAAAGAGAAACUCAGUUGGAUGUGAUGAAUGAGAGAACAAUGACAAUCCAAUGGAUCAAUUUACUGUGAUUAGAAUUGUAAACUUGCUUUUGGCACAUGGUUUUUCAAAAGAUUUGGCUACAGCCUUGGCAUGAGGAACUUCACGACUAUGUAUUUCACGCUCCAUCCAUGUCACACUCAGAUAGAAUAUGUUGUACAUGUAACCACAAAUCAAAGGGUGAGUUUUAAAAAAGUCUAGUAGA